Molecule: messenger RNA, 824 nt
Organism: Triplophysa rosa
Lineage: Eukaryota; Metazoa; Chordata; Actinopteri; Cypriniformes; Nemacheilidae
Gene: polr2l
Product: RNA polymerase II, I and III subunit L
Exons: 3
Coding region: 101-304 (67 amino acids)
Biological process (GO): transcription by RNA polymerase II; tRNA transcription by RNA polymerase III; transcription by RNA polymerase I
Cellular component (GO): RNA polymerase I complex; RNA polymerase II, core complex; RNA polymerase III complex
Molecular function (GO): zinc ion binding; DNA-directed RNA polymerase activity; DNA binding
Source: RefSeq, a predicted model, not a curated record
GAUUUGACGUAAAACUCGGAAAUGACGCAUAUGUUAUGCGUUGAACAGCGCGAGUGAAACGUCGAACGUGCGGGAUUAUUUUGGCACGUGAACCUUCACCAUGAUUAUCCCUGUUCGCUGCUUCACUUGUGGGAAGAUUGUUGGGAACAAAUGGGAGGCGUAUUUAGGUCUUCUUCAAGCAGAGUACACGGAAGGUGAUGCUCUUGAUGCUCUGGGUUUGAAGAGGUACUGCUGUCGUAGGAUGCUCCUGUCACACGUGGAUCUUAUCGAGAAAUUGUUGAAUUAUGCACCCCUGGAGAAGUAACAAGCUUUCAGCAUGUUUGAAGAUGAACCUCCAACCAACAUCCUCUCCUAUUUUAUAGACUUUAAUGAUUUCAGUGGAAGAUAUGCAGGCACUGAGACCUGUACGUGGCUGUCUUUUGGGGCUACAGUUGAAGCAAACUUGUCAUUUCAAAUGAUUGUUAACUGACAGUUUGUUAAAUAAAGUUUAAAUGUGUUUACUGUAAUGAAAUGAUUGUUUAAUUUGGUAAAAUCCUUCAUUUGGAUCAUUAGUCUACAGGAGCAUUACCAAAUCUUUGAGUUGGAUUGAGACUCAAAUUUCAGUUUCAGUCACUGAUUCCGAGUGACAAAAAUAGCAUAUUAAAAUAUGUCAGGCUUGAUCCCAUUGAUCACAAAAAUGUUCCUGCAUGUGUGUUGUAACCAGAUGAGUUUUGGUCGGAGCUCUUACCAAGCAAUGCUACUGUAUGGCUUCAGAAAGGGCUGUCAAAUGAUUAAUCGCAACUAUUCGUUUGUAAAAUAAAAGUACACACACACAUAUUGUGUAU